Symbiodinium necroappetens is the source of this 2943-nucleotide messenger RNA. The record is from the annotation of a GenBank genome assembly. NCBI's taxonomy places the organism in Eukaryota, Dinophyceae, Suessiales, Symbiodiniaceae.
AUGGAGGCCGGGUCCACCAAUGCUUGGCUCACGGGAAGUCGGGUUCUCGCAAGACCCGUGCUCAAAUCUGGCGGGGUUGUUUCACAUGCGCCGCUGGCUGCUCACAUCGCCGGAGGCCAUCCGAGGGCGUGCCCCCUCGAAGUUGCGAGGCCGGUACAGGUCACUCGGUCGUGUUCACAGCCGCCGCCUUCGAGGUACAUGCAAGCGAUGCCUGCAUCCACACAGCACCAGCGCUUCAUCACCUUGGACCUGCGAGAUGCACGGCGUGCAGGUUGCAGAUUGCUGGUGGCCCGGACCUGUUCUCAGCUGAGGCGCCGAUAUGUGGUUCCCGCUUUCACGCGCUCCUUCACGAGCGCUUCAAGCAGCAGACUUGAAGUGGUUGAAGUGGACAGUUGCGUCCUGCGCUGGGCCGAGCAGACACCGACCUCCGUGACCCUACGGGAUCUCUGCGAGAUUGGCUUAGAUAGCCGCCGCCGUCGCGAGCAUGGCAUCUUCCUUCACCGAGAGCUUCGGAUCCGCCUGGCGCAGAGGAUACUAGAGCUGACAUCACUGCCGUACCGUUUGGGAGCGCGACGGGGUAUCCGGGACGUGAUCGAGUGGUAUACUCACUUCAUGCACCUGCUGGAGGACUCGCCCAGCCCAGCCACAGAGGAACUGGACGAGGAGUUUACAAAUUUGCUGACCCGCAUCUUCGAGGAGCACUCAGAAGUGAUCCAAGCGAUGGCCUUUGGGGUUCAAGAUUUGAUUUACGAGCUUCAAGAGGAUUACGCUCAGGUGCAGGCGGAGGUCGAUGGAAUCCUACGCCGUUUCUUCACUGCUCGCAUUGGAAUGCGUUUCCUGAUUCAACACCAUAUCGAGUCCUUCAGGAAUCGUGAGGGCCACUCUGGGAUCCUGCAGAUUGAAUGCGAUCCCUCCAUUAUCGCGCAGAAGGCAGCCAAAGACAGCUCCAUGCUGUGCAGGGCCCACAAAGGGCAAGCCCCACCCAUCAAGAUCCACCACACGAACCCAAGCACAUUCACUUAUGUGCCGAUGCACUUGCAUUACAUGCUCGUGGAGGUGUUCAAAAACUCCUGCCGUGCCGUGGUCGAGCGCCAUGCCGAUGGUUUCGACGACCUUUUGCCGGCGAUCCACUGCCACAUUGUCCACGGCAAUGAAGAUGUGACGAUUCGCGUCAGCGACGAGGGCGGUGGCAUCUCCCGAGCACACCUUCCCAAUAUCUGGAAGUUCAUGUACACCACUUCCAAAAAGUCGCCGUGGGCUGCGGCUAGGAAGGAAGAGGAAUUCCAGACAAAGCCCGGGGAUUCGGCCAGCAAUCCGCUGCAGCGUCCGAAACAGGGCGGCGUGCUUGCAGGGUUCGGCGUGGGCCUCACGCUGGGACGCCUUUAUGCGAAAUACUUCGGGGGAGACCUGAAGAUACUGUCGCUGGAUGGUUUCGGAACCGAUGUGUUCCUGCAUCUCAACCGGUUGGGCACCGCGUGUGAAGACCUUCCACAGAACGUUCUCUACAGCCCAUCGAUGCGAGACUCAUCAGCACUGGAAGAGGCAGCACAGGAGACCCUUCUCAUCUCAGCUGAUGAGGAGGCUUUUCUGCGACGAGAGCUGCAAGCCUUCCGCCGGAGAGACGAGCCGCCUGAUGCUCUCAAGAAAAAGGCGAAUUGCUUUGCUUGGACCCGGCAAUCACCCCUGGCCGUUCUUCAUUUCAGCAGCCUCAAGGGCAGGGUGCACCCAGUCAGCGAGCAUGCGACUUUCUGGGACGAGAAGCCGUGGAGGCGCAUGCCUCUUGGAUCCAAGGAGAUGGCUCUGCAAGAGGCAGUGGAUUUUGUGCGGCGAGCUACGGUGCUUUGGCUUGCGAAUGCUGGCAACACAUGGCCUGGCGACUGGCUGGCCAUGCUGCGCAAGGCUUGCAAUGACAUGGUAGCACCAGCUACUGCUUCAGCGAUCAAACCUCUGUCUAGGGACGCGGCGGUUCGAUUGGGCGAAGCAGCAUUCCAGCGCUUGGCUGUGCAGUUGGAAGUAGAGUUGGCAGAGCCACUGCCCGCCAAGGUCAAAAGGGUCGUUCCAGCACGCCCGGCAGUGACUGCACGGCGGAGCGUAGGCUCCGAGAGUACCAUGGCCUCAAGCGUGUCCCCUGGCCCGAGCAGCAUCUCCGCCAGCAGCGGGACGCGGGAGCGGCACACGGCUUCUGGUCCAUACAUCCAGGACUCUCGGUUGAUGCAAACGCCUUUGCAUCUGGGACAGCCCUGGACGGUGACGCCGCGCCGUUUGAAAGCCAGCCCCGGCCAGCUCCCGCGGCCCUGCAAUGGUCUCGUGAACAGGAAUGGCGCUGGCGGAAUCUGGACCCCUGCAGCGACAACUGUGCAGGCAGCUGGCUUGAGUCUGGAGGAGGAGUUCGCUCAGCUGCGGCAUGACAUGGCUGCGGAAAGGGCCGAACGCCAGGCCUUGGCCAGUCUUGUGGAGACCUUGCUCCAGGAAAGGCAGCCACCUCGCCGGCGCUGCAGCGUUGCAAGCCAGGGAGCACACGAUGGCUACGCACAAGAAGCGGCCCAAGAAUGGAUGCCAAACUUCGGAUCCUUGAUGGGGCAGGAGUGGGGCCAGUAUCGGCAGUAUAUCAUCAAGGAAGAGGAGGCUCAGACCGCGGAUAUCGACACUUUGGAGAUGGGCCGGCCCUCUCCGUCAAGUCCCUCCAGUGCAUUGCCUACGACAACCUUGGACCUGCCUCCCCCACCUGCCAACAGAACGGAUCUGAAGCUGUUUACGCAGGCUCAGGCAACUGAAGUUCAUGACAAAGUCCUUGCAGACACUCGAGCAGCGCUCGACCACCUGGAGAAGCAGCUGUGCUUGUCGGUGUCCCCUCAGACUACGUCGGCACCUGUCACGACCUCGGGAUCACCGGGCUUCAACUUGGAAGAUGGGGACAGACGUGAGUUGGACCUGCAUAACUCG